Messenger RNA from Apis cerana (Asiatic honeybee), 549 nucleotides. RefSeq names its product small ribosomal subunit protein uS9m. NCBI's taxonomy places the organism in Eukaryota, Metazoa, Arthropoda, Insecta, Hymenoptera, Apidae. Gene Ontology annotation, molecular function: structural constituent of ribosome; RNA binding. The record is from RefSeq and is a predicted model, not a curated record. Gene Ontology annotation, cellular component: ribosome; mitochondrial small ribosomal subunit. Gene Ontology annotation, biological process: translation.
GAUUGAUUUAACUUUCUAUAUAAAUAUCAUUUUAAGCAUUGUAACGAGUGACUUAUGAGAAAAGGGUGGCGGAACCAGAAGUGAAAGUGAACGUAGAAAAAAAAUACACAUGUUUAGUAACGAUGGUACUAAGACUAAUGGUUAUAUUUCCAUUAAUUUUUACGAAUAUGUGUGACAAAAUUGAUAUUGAAGCAAAUGUUACUGGUGGGGGGUUUUCUGGACAGGCUGGUGUUAUACGAUUAGGUAUUUCAUUAGGGCUUCGAAGCUUUGUCGAUAAUGACAUGAUAGAAAGAAUGAAACUUGCUGGCCUUCUAACAAAUGACUGGAGAAAGCGUGAAAGAAAGAAGUGGGGUCAGGAAGGAGCUCGUGCAAAAUUUACAUGGAAGAAACGUUAAUUUUUCUUUUAAUUUCCUGCAUUUAAAUUUCUAUAUUAAAUUUGAAUAAAUUAUAUAAAAUUUAUUAAACAUUUUGAAAUAGAAUGCAUGUUAUAAAAUUCUGUAGAAAAAAUGCAACAAAAAAUAAAUGAUCAAUAAAAAUUAUUAAAUAAAA